AUGGCGCCGGUGCUCUUCACAUCGGCAGCUCCAGGCAAAAAGGCGGCGCCUAAAGCACCUGCGCGACGACGACCAGCACCACCGCCAUCUGGACCGCCGCCGUCAGCACAGCCAGAGUCCACGCCUGCGACGAAUGUAGCCCCGCCGUCCCCUCCAGCUCCACAGCCACCCGUAGCGGAAGAUGCAGAGCCCGUACGUCACGAGUUGCCUCCAGCGAAAGAGCCAGAUCAGCCACCAUCUGAGCCUGUGCGAGAGCCCGAAGUUGAGCAAAUCCAGCCAGAGCCGGAACUCGUGAAGACUACUACACAACCUCUACCGACUCCUCAAUCUAGUCUUGAGCACCAUGUUGAGCCCGCACGUGAUCCAGUCGUAGAGAAGCAGCCGAUACCACAACCCGAGCCAGUCCGCCAACCUACUCCAGAGUCGACUCAUUCUACCGCAGAGCAGCCGCAACAGGCACACUCUGAUAUCGUCCAUGCCAGGCACGAGAGCGCUGUGCAAACAUCUCAGCACGACGAAAAUCUUACCCCUCUUCCCGAGCCAAUACAAGCCGGCACUGAGAAGCAGACAGAAUCUCCAACCCGCACACUGCAGGAGCAACGAUUAGAGGAAUUCAGGCAGGUCAGCGCUGCACAUGUCCUCCAAGCAGCCAGUGCCGCAACAACGCGCCCAGCAAAGCGAUCAGCACCAGAUGUCGAAGAGUCUGCAGUAUCACGACCUGCUAAAAAGGCAAAGCGCUCAUCUGCGCGGAGCAAUGCGAAGGUCGCAGCCGCUGUAAAUGGGGAAGAUGUGCAAACCCAAGAUGUAGCAACCCAAGAUGUGACAGAACAAAAAAGGUCAAAUCAAGAUGCAGCCGCAGCUCUCGUCAAGGCCACGCCAAAGUCGAAGAAGGGCAAGAAACAAGCCCCAGAGUCGACUACCGCCACCAGGCGCUCGACGAGGACGAAAAAAGACUCUGCGAAGAAGAAGAGCGCAUCAACAAUCGUCGAUUCUGAUGAUGAGAUGGAGGGCGUAGAGAGUACAGCGUCCACUCAAGGGCAACCGCAGCAAGGUGCAGAGGCUGACGAGGCUGGAGAGGCCGAGGUGGCAGCUCCGAAGCGAAAAUCCAGAGCGAAGCCGAAAGCAAAGGUAGACUCAAACAAGCCCAAGAGAGGUCGCAAGAGAAGAAUGCCUACGAUAGCCGAGGAAGCUGCAGCGAUAGAAGGCCAGAACGAGGCCGAGCAAGCUGCACAAGAAGAAGCAGGAGAAGAGUCAGAUGCCGAGCUGCACGAAAUUGAUCCAAACACUCUUUCCAUGUGGGAUCUGAGUUAUGACUCGAAGAAUGGCAAAAUGUCGGAGCGUGGCAAAAAGAUGAAUGAAAUUGACUGGGAGGAGGUUGCUGCAAAGCGGAAAGCGGAGGCCAACUUGAUCGCGGCUGGUGGCGCAGAACAAACAGCUCCACCAGGCACCGUAGCAUCGACAGAGGCAGCAGGUGGUGCGACUGAAGGCCACGCUGAAGGCGCGGCAGAGGGCGAAGAGCCUGCAGCCGAAGCAUCAGCGACACCCGCCCCAGAUGCUGACGACGGCGACAUUGAAUUCCUUCUCAACGACGAGGGCCAGAUUGUCGAAGAUGAGAGCACGAUGCAGGUGGACAGUACUGCUGCGGCGAUGGCGGCUGCUGCUGACAGGCCUGUGGAGGAGGUCAAUGACCUGACCACCCAGAUCAAUCGAACUAGCUGGAUCAACAACAACCGGCGAGAAGCUACGGAUCGAGUACCGCUGUGGAAAUGGAAGAGUGAUCCUUGGUCUGAAGAGGAGACGGAUCGCUUUUACGACGCGCUUCGCAUGUUUGGUACUGACUUUCUCGUCAUCAGCAAAAUGUUCCCGCCAAAGACUCGGCGCAUGAUCAAAUCGAAAUUCACUCGAGAGGAGAAGCUGGAUCCGCAACGUGUGACUGAUGCUCUACUCGGUAAGCAAACUGUCCGAAUGGAUCUCAACCACUAUGCUCGGGAGACCUCCAGAGACGUCUCGGUCUUCACCAAGUACGAAAGCCUCGAACACGCUCAACAAGUCAUCAACGAAUCCAUGAAGGAGAAGCAGGAAGCCAUGACAACGGCCGCCGAGAAAGAAGCGCAGCUCGAGGCAGAGAAGCGCGAGAAAGAAAAGCAGAAGGAAAAAGAUAAGGCCAAGCGAUCGAAAAAAAGCAAGAAGGCAAAAGCAGCUGGCACGUUCGGAGGUGGUGGCCCUGCUGAGGAUGGGGACUGA
Pseudocercospora fijiensis CIRAD86 is the source of this 2244-nucleotide messenger RNA. RefSeq lists its product as uncharacterized. Gene Ontology annotation, biological process: RNA polymerase III preinitiation complex assembly. Gene Ontology annotation, cellular component: transcription factor TFIIIB complex. Gene Ontology annotation, molecular function: TFIIIC-class transcription factor complex binding. NCBI's taxonomy places the organism in Eukaryota, Fungi, Ascomycota, Dothideomycetes, Mycosphaerellales, Mycosphaerellaceae. The transcript has a single exon. The record is from RefSeq and is a predicted model, not a curated record. Bases 1 to 2244 code for a protein of 747 amino acids.